AUGGCCACCCCUGAAGAUACCCUCUCCAUCGCCAUCAUCGGCAGCGGCAUAAUCGGCACCGUGCUCGCCCUCGGCCUCCUCAACCACCCCUCCGCCAGCAGCGACACCAGUCCCAAGCCCAAGCUCAAAGUAAAAGUCUACGAGCAAGCAUCCUCCAUCCGCGAAAUCGGCGCCGGAAUCGCCUUCACGGCCAACGCGCGAAAAUGCAUGUCGAUGAUCGACGCGCGGCUGCCCGAGUGCGUGCGCUCCGUGGCGACGGCGAACGGGGACCCGGCCAACCCGACGAACUACAUGCAGUUUGUGGAUGGGUAUACGCAUGCGGCUGGGGACGGGGUGGGCGAGGAGAUGGAGGGGAGGACGGUGCAUCGACUGCAUGCGGGCGAGAGGGGGUUCGAGGGGUGUCAUCGGGCGCAGUUUUUGGAGAAGGUGAUGGAGUUGAUGCCGGGGGGUGUGGUGGAGCUGAGGAAGAGGUUGGUUAGUCUGGAUCAGGAGGAUGGAGACAAGGUGAAGAUGAGGUUCGAGGAUGGAAGUCAGGAGGUUGCAGAUGCUGUAAUCGGCUGCGACGGCAUCAAAUCCCUCGUCCGCCAACACCUCCUGGGCCCUUCCUCCCCCUCCUCCUAUCCCCACUACACGCACAAAAUCGCCUACCGCGGGCUCGUCCCGAUGCCUCUCGCCAUGCAGACCCUGGGCCCCUACCGCGCCACCAACCAACACAUGUACGGCGGGCCAUCCGCGCACCUGCUCCAUUUCCCCGUGAUGCAGCAAAAGCUGAUGAACGUGGUGGCGUUCGUCUCGGACGCGUCCGACUGGCCAUUGGACAAGGCGAUGUCGCAGCCAGCGACGCGAGAGGAAGCGGCGGUAGCGUUUAAGGACUGGGGACCGACGGUGAAGGCGAUUAUUAACCUGCUGCCGGAUGAGAUGGAUAAGUGGGCGGUGUUCGAUCAUCUCGAGUUUCCGACAGAGAAGUAUUCUGAAGGGAGGGUUUGUUUGGCGGGCGACGCGGCGCAUGCAUCCUCACCACAUCAUGGGGCUGGAGCGGGCAUUGGGAUUGAGGAUGCGUUGGCGUUGAGGACGUUGGUGGGGUUUGUUUUAGAUGAUCUCAAAGAGGGGGGUGGGGGUGAGGGAAAGAAGAAAGAUCUGUUGACGAAAGCCUUCCAGACGUUUAGCAAAGUGCGCCAUGAACGCUCGAUGUGGCUGGUGCAGAGCAGUCGCGAGGCGUGCGAGAUCUACGAGUGGAAUCAUCCGGAGUUUGGGAGUGACAUGGGGGCGGCGCAUGAGGAUAUUCGACGCAGGACGCAUAAGAUCUGGUAUUUUGAUAUCGAGGGGAUGAUGGGGGAGUUGGAGGGGGGAUAUAGAUCAUAG
Aspergillus steynii IBT 23096 is the source of this 1362-nucleotide messenger RNA. RefSeq names its product FAD/NAD(P)-binding domain-containing protein. NCBI's taxonomy places the organism in Eukaryota, Fungi, Ascomycota, Eurotiomycetes, Eurotiales, Aspergillaceae. The transcript has 2 exons. Gene Ontology annotation, biological process: secondary metabolite biosynthetic process. Gene Ontology annotation, molecular function: FAD binding. The coding region runs from base 1 to 1362 and encodes 453 amino acids. The record is from RefSeq and is a predicted model, not a curated record.